Molecule: messenger RNA, 564 nt
Organism: Nelumbo nucifera (sacred lotus)
Lineage: Eukaryota; Viridiplantae; Streptophyta; Magnoliopsida; Proteales; Nelumbonaceae
Source: RefSeq, a predicted model, not a curated record
CUUGGCCCCAUUUAAUAUCUUCACGCUGAAUAACAAUAAAACCACAGGGAGUACCCCUUAUCCUCCCUCCCCCCUCUCAAAAACUCUAAUGCACGCAAAGCAUCCAUGCCAUCUCAGAUCAAGACCUUUCUUCUUCUCCUCUUCACCAUCAUACUCUUCAUGCCCUCUUCUUCUUCUUCUUCUUCUUCAAACAACCUCCAUGCCUUAGAGGACGGUAGGAAGUCUACACUUCCAUCAGUUCAAGAGGGUGGUUCUGUGCAAGUGGUGAAGACAAGGAAGCUUAUGACAGUUGUUACUGCGGUGCAAGAUUAUGAUUAUGCAGAACCCAACCCUAAGCACGAUCCAAGAAAAGGGAAGCCUGGAAGUGGUGGCCCCAACACUCCUUGACCACUUAUCAUCUUCCUCUCAUCAAUCAUCACUAUUUUGAGCUGUUUCUUCCACUCUUGUUAUUAAUUAAUAAAUAAUCUCUCUCUCCCUCUCCCUGUUGCAAUAUGAGGAGAUUGAUGACAGGAAUAUAAUGUGUAAUGGAAUAAAUUUGGCGUUCUUGUGCGCGCAGCAUAUCCA